Molecule: messenger RNA, 1136 nt
Organism: Prunus avium (sweet cherry)
Lineage: Eukaryota; Viridiplantae; Streptophyta; Magnoliopsida; Rosales; Rosaceae
Gene: ZIP2
Product: ZRT/IRT-like protein 2
Biological process (GO): zinc ion transmembrane transport
Cellular component (GO): membrane
Molecular function (GO): zinc ion transmembrane transporter activity
Source: RefSeq, a predicted model, not a curated record
AUGGCUUCCAUCCCUUUCAUUAAGACUCUCAACUCAACCUGUGUUUUAGUUUCUUUGCUUCUACUCCUGCAACCGUUUCUAGUCAAGUGUCAUGGCGGCGAAGAACACGACAGUGUUAGUGGCACUGAGGACGAACAUAAAGUUCUGCAUUCGAAAGGCUUGGUUUUGGUGAAAGUAUGGUGUUUGAUUAUUCUACUGGUGAGCACUUUCGCCGGUGGGAUCUCCCCCUACUUCUACCGAUGGAACGAAAGCUUUCUUCUCUUGGGCACGCAAUUUGCUGGUGGGGUUUUUCUUGGUACCUCUUUGAUGCAUUUCUUGAGUGACUCAGCUGGGACAUUUGCUGACCUUACCACCAAAACAUACCCUUUUGCAUUCAUGCUAGCAUCGGCUGGGUAUCUGCUAACCAUGCUCGGCGAUUGCAUAGUGCUAUUCGUGACAAGUUCCAGCGAAAAAGAAGCUAGAGUGGAAGUGGAGGAGGGAAGGACUGAUGCAGAGCAUGAUCAUAAGGAGGAUGAAGAUGGCGUCAGCCCGGUUUUCUUGAAGACAUCGUCUUUCGGAGACACCAUACUUCUCAUCCUCGCCCUUUGUUUUCAUUCGGUUUUUGAGGGUAUUGCUGUUGGAGUUGCAGAUACAAAGGGAGAUGCAUGGAGGAAUCUGUGGACGAUAUCAUUGCACAAGAUUUUUGCAGCCAUUGCUAUGGGGAUUGCAUUACUGAGAAUGCUACCUAAGAGGGCAUUGCUGGUGACUGCAGCUUACUCUUUCGCUUUUGCUGUUUCUAGCCCCAUUGGAGUAGGCAUAGGAAUUGCCAUUGAUGCCACAACUCAAGGACGUGUAGCUGAUUGGAUUUAUGCCAUUUCCAUGGGGCUUGCUUGUGGGGUUUUCAUCUAUGUUGCAAUCAACCAUCUCAUUGCCAAAGGCUUCAAGCCACAAGCCAAAUCUUACUUUGACACUCCAGCUUUCAGGUUUCUUGCUGUGCUUCUUGGGGUGGGAGUGAUAGCAGUUGUUAUGAUCUGGGAUUAAUUAAUGAGCUAAUUAAAAUUACCAGAAAUGGAUUUCAAUAAUUUGCGUUGUGUUUGUUUAAAACCAAGAAUGUUCGAGUGUUUUCUGGAAUUGGAAUUGGACAAUGGUUAUCCUGU